Eupeodes corollae is the source of this 869-nucleotide messenger RNA. RefSeq names its product flightin. Lineage: Eukaryota; Metazoa; Arthropoda; Insecta; Diptera; Syrphidae. The transcript is spliced from 4 exons. The record is from RefSeq and is a predicted model, not a curated record. Bases 169 to 696 code for a protein of 175 amino acids.
CUCUAGAUAUGUGGUUUUAAGAAGAAAGUAAAUAAGUUAUAUAAUCCAUGUAAUUCAUUAUUGGCUCAAUCUUGCUAUCGAUGCAUUCGAGAAAAUUGAUUAGAUUAGUUAGUAUCAACAAAUUAUUCCUUCAACCCAGAACAACAAAUUUUGAUACAUUGAUCCGAUAUGGCUGAUGAAGAAGAUCCAUGGGGUUUUGAUGAAGGAGAUAGUGAACAACCUGCUGCCCAGGAUACUUCAACAGCUGCUCCUGCUGCAGGAGCUCCAGCUGAAUCUGGUGAGGCUAAAGCCGAAGCCGCAGAAGCUGCUGCACCUGCAGAAGGUGAAGAACAAGCUCCACCACCUCCUCCACCAGAGGACGAUGGUUACAGAAAACCGGUUCAAUUGUACAAACACUGGGUCAGGCCGAAAUUCCUUCAGUACAAGUAUAUGUACAACUACAGAACCAACUAUUACAAUGACGUUAUUGAUUAUCUUGAUAAAAAACAAGUAGGAGUUGACAGGGAUAUUCCAAGAGCACAAACGUGGGCUGAAAGAGUACUCCGAACAAGCAAUAGCAGUGCUAGGUCACCAAGUCGGUACUCGCUUUCAAACAAGAAGGAUACACAUUUGGUUCAGACUUUAGCAGCCUCGAUUAGAACUCACAAUUAUCAUACCAAGGCUUACAUUAAUCAAAAAUACUCUCGUGUUUUAUAAAUUAAGGAAAUUUGUUACUUUUGAAAACCCUUUAUUAUAUACCUAAAUAUUUGAACGAAAUAUAAACAAACUACAAUUGGUAUCAAUUUAUUUAUCAAAAAAGUGUCAGGUAGAGCGUUAUUGUAUCAUAUGUGAAUUAUAAUAAAAGUAAAUAUAACCUCAAAGAGCAUCAA